Messenger RNA from Scaptodrosophila lebanonensis, 1702 nucleotides. RefSeq names its product transmembrane protein 135-like. The coding region runs from base 254 to 1624 and encodes 456 amino acids. Lineage: Eukaryota; Metazoa; Arthropoda; Insecta; Diptera; Drosophilidae. The transcript has 5 exons. The record is from RefSeq and is a predicted model, not a curated record.
CUACGAUCGGAUGUACGUGUAUUCCACUGCCUGAUAAAUCUGCACAGUUUCAAGUUCUCAUAUAUUUUCAGAGAAUCUAUUAUCAGCAGCUGCUUAAGUAAUUGAAUAGAUGUAUGCAUGUAUUAAAUAAAGCCAAUCGACUGAGAGACACAAUUCUACACAGAGCGCACAUCCGGCUUUAUCGGAAUACAGAGACGACCGCUCUUCAUUUGGAUAUCACACAAAAAUACAUUCCAAAAACUUUUCCCUAAAAAUGGCGGCACAAAGCAAAUUGUUUAGUGCUGGAGUCGACUGCAGUUGCCACGCCUACAUGCAUCCGUGGACCACAAGCUGCGCCAGUGGUACGGCCGGCAUGAUGCUGGCCUCCAUACCUAGCUCUCUACGCACCUACUUCACAGUCUAUUUGAUCGCACUAAUCGCCCGCAGGCGCCUGCCUAGCCUGAAGGACCUAAAGCACACGGGGGCUGGCAUUUUGCAGUCGGCCGCCUUUCUAUCGACGAAUGCUUGGUGCUUCAGCUUAUUUGUGUGCCUGUUGCGUCAAGCUCUUGGACGUUUCUAUUUUGGAACUGCCGCCCUUGUUCCGGCCUUUUUUGCAAGCAUUGUGGCUCUGAAUGUCGAGCGUCCGGCACGCCGUGCGGCCCUAGCCUUAUAUGUGACCAAUGUGGGUCUGGAGACAUUGUGGCGUAUGCUAGAGGCCCGUGGUCUGGUCCACUCCAUACCCAAUGCACAAGUUCUAAUCAUGGGUCCCAGCAUUACCGCUUUGCUUUAUCUGCAACGCCUGGGCCUGCACAGGACCGUGGCAAAGGACAUAACAUUUAAGGUGUUACGUGUUAUUAUUGGCAAAGAGGAAGAGGGUCCUCUUAACAUGCCAGUAGCGAACAGUAGCGGCAGCCUAAGCUCGCGACAGAGGCGCCUGAGUUUCCGCAGCAUCAGGACUAUUUUGGGAUUGUAUGAACACUUUCGAGCUGCUAAGCAUUCCAGCUGUCCUCAUCGCCAAGGAUGUGCUAUUUACGCUUUGCGUGGUGGCCUCAAGCCCUUUGUGGGUGGCGUGGGACUAACAUUAUCCCUAAAACUGCUGCUCAACAUCAGCAAGAUAGUCCGUCUAAAAAUGGACUGGAGAAAACGAAUGUUCAACAAGGACUCUCUAAAGCUGGGUCUGGCACUGGGCAGUUUUUCAUUGCUCUACAAGAUGACUUCGUGUGCCCUCCGCCAUGGCUUUGGUUAUGAUAAUGCUCUGUUCGCCAUUCCAGCUGGCUUGCUAGGCUCCAUUGGACUGCUGCAAUUUCCCAAUACUACCGUUUCCCUUUACAUCAUGCUGAAACUGCUCCACCUGCUCUAUAAUUGGGGCAUUGAGGGAGGUGUACUGCCGGAGGUGCCACACUUCAUCACGUAUUUGUAUGCCUUCUUCACGGCUAUACUCUUCCAUUCUUCCAUAUUGGAGCCACGCUCCUUACGUGACAGUUACUACAGGUUCUUGAUGAACAUGUCGGGCAAUAGAAUCUGCCGUUUUGGUGUGCGUUCGUUGGAAGAUCUUGGUCUGGAGAGCCACGAACAGAUGCUGGAUGUUGUACAAAAGCUGAAGAUCAAUACAGCUUCACCCAACCCGUCGGUGCCACUAAUGUAGAAGUAUCCGACACAUCCUAACAUUUGAAGAAUGGAAACUUUGGUUGAACAUACAUAAACUUUUCAUAUAACAGCCUUA